This is a messenger RNA of Stereum hirsutum FP-91666 SS1, 921 nucleotides long. Its product is annotated as NAD-P-binding protein. The transcript is spliced from 5 exons. The record is from RefSeq and is a predicted model, not a curated record. Bases 1 to 921 code for a protein of 306 amino acids. Lineage: Eukaryota; Fungi; Basidiomycota; Agaricomycetes; Russulales; Stereaceae. Gene Ontology annotation, molecular function: oxidoreductase activity.
AUGGUCAGAGUCGCACUAGCAGGCUGCGCAGGUGGAUUCGGGACUCAGAUCCUCGAAGCCAUCCUCGCCUCAGGCAAACACUCCGUCGUCCUUCUCUCCCGAACCGCCAAGCACUCCCUGACCGACAGAGGCGUCGACGUGCGCAUAGUCGACUACGCAGACCACGCAAGUCUUGUCUUUGCCCUUCAAGGCGUACACACCAUCAUCUCUACCAUCUCUGUAGACGGUCCUGAGUCUCAGCUCGCGCUGUUGGAAGCCGCGAAGGAGGCUGGAGCGAAGAGGUUCGCGCCCUCGGAGUUUGCUGGACAGAGUAACGAAGGCGUAGACUUAUAUGCGGCAAAGAUCAAGGUGUGGGAGGCCUGUCAGGCCUCGGGGCUUGAGUGCACGCGCUUUGUCUGCGGCGUUUUCCUGAAUACCAUGGUUUUUGGCACCCCGAAAAACCAAGAGGAAGCCCUCGGAGGCCUUCGUCCCUUCAACUACAUCGUCGACAUACCCGCCGGCAUCGCCGACAUCCCAGGCGACGGCAAAAUGCCGGUCUCAUUUACAUCGACGCAAGACGUAGGGAGGUUCGUGGCUGCGAGUCUGGAUCUCGAGCACUGGGGACCCGUUAGUGGGAUGGCAGGCGAUAAGAAGACGUAUGAUGAGGUGGUGGAGAUCGCGGAGAGGGUUACGGGUGGAAAGAAGAAGAUAUUGAGGAGGUAUACGAGUAUUGAGGAGUUGAGGAAGAAGGCUGAAGAAGAUGGGGUUGAUAGGUGGUUGAAGUUUCUGUAUCAGGGGGGUGUGAUGGUAGCAGACGGAUCCGUAGAUUUUGCACCGAAUCUUAAUAAAUUGCUUCCGCAUGUCAGGCCUAUCGGAGUCGAGGAAUUUUUGAGGAAGUAUUGGGAGGGUGUCGAGUUGCCUGAGCCUGCGUGGACGAAGUAG